Molecule: messenger RNA, 3689 nt
Organism: Scylla paramamosain (green mud crab)
Lineage: Eukaryota; Metazoa; Arthropoda; Malacostraca; Decapoda; Portunidae
Gene: Ugalt
Product: UDP-galactose translocator-like
Exons: 6
Coding region: 140-1138 (332 amino acids)
Biological process (GO): pyrimidine nucleotide-sugar transmembrane transport
Cellular component (GO): Golgi membrane
Molecular function (GO): UDP-galactose transmembrane transporter activity
Source: RefSeq, a predicted model, not a curated record
CGGUCCCGUUCUGUUACAGAGGCGGCGGGGCUCGGAGAGGGAGUGGCUCGUGUUAUCCCUUUCUGCGACCUGUUACGUAGACACAGGGGAAUUGAGGAGUACUUUCUUGAUCUAACACAGCCUGAGUGACGCUGCCAUCAUGGGAAUAGAGAAGACAAGCCAGGCCAACGCCAUGAAGUACGUCAGCUUGGUGACGCUGACAGUGCAGAACUCGGCCGUGGCGCUCAGCAUGCGUUAUGCCCGGACCAGAUCAGGGGAGAUGUUCAUUGCGUCCUCUGCGGUGGUGAUGGCAGAGGUGGUGAAGCUGUUGGCAUCACUGCUGCUGGUGUAUAAGCAGGAGGGAUCUGUGCAGCACUGGUUCAUGACACUGCACACACACAUCUGGCAGCAGAAGAUUGAUACACUCAAGGUCAGCGUGCCAUCCUUCAUCUACCUCGUCCAAAAUAACCUUCUCUACGUGUCUGCCUCAAACCUGGAUGCUGCUACUUACCAGGUGACCUACCAGAUGAAGAUCCUCACCACAGCAGUGUUUGCUGUGCUGCUUCUGCGCCGGGAGCUGCGGUCGCUGCAGUGGCUGGCCCUGGUGCUGCUGACAGCCGGUGUGGCGUUGGUGCAGCUGUCAGCUACAGAUGGGGGCAGCACCACCACCACUGCCGGUCAGAGCCGAGUACUGGGCUGUGUGGCUGCCAUCGCCGCCUGCUGCUGCUCAGGAUUCGCAGGGAUAUACUUCGAGAAGAUUCUGAAAGGCUCUGAGGUAUCCGUGUGGGUGCGAAAUGUGCAGCUCUCCCUCCUGUCUCUUCCCCUCGGGGCUGCCACUGCCCUGGCCACUGAUGGCUCCGAGCUGAUGAGCAAGGGGUUCCUGCACGCCUACGAUGGAUUUGUGUGGUACCUAGUGUGCCUCAACGCGCUUGGUGGCCUCCUGGUGGCACUCGUUGUCAAAUAUGCAGACAACAUCCUCAAGGGUUUCGCCACAUCCCUUGCCAUCGUGCUCUCAACUGUCGUCUCCGCUGCUUUCCUUGGUUUCGUCCUGACGUUGCAGUUUGCAGUGGGCACGGCUCUCGUCAUUGUCUCUGUCUUCCUGUACAGCCACCAGCCGCGCCCCCACCCUCCACAGAACCCCAUGAUGAAGGUGUAUUAGCAAGCAGCUCUGUGUGUGUGUGUGUGUGUGGAGCAGGCAGACUUGGGGCUGUGGUGUGUGUGUAGCCUUGACGCACAUAGGUGUACAUACCCACCUGUCUACCUGCCUACAGCCUCGUUUUGUUUAUUUUUUUUCUGUGUGUCUGAAAGCCUGGUGUGUGUGUGUGUGUGUGUGUGUGGUGUAGAGGAGGUGUUUAUUGUUUGUUGAUUGUUUUAAGUGGUGUUUUUUUUUCUUCAUAUUUGUGUUUGUAUGUCAUGUAGAGAAAGUGGUGUGGGUAUUGAUUAUUAUUUUUUUUGUCAUUUUUUAUUUAUUUUUUUUCCUCAUUGGGUUUUUGUGUAAUGGAAGGGAGAAGAAAGACUGGGCACACCUCACACACUCAUUUCACAGCUCGCCUCACUUUCCUCACACCUGCCGUGGAGUGACGAGGAUCUCUGUCUCUUCCUGUAUUUAUUUAUUGAGGUGAAUGUGAAGUGAUGUGCUGUGGUGUGAGUCUUGUGUCAUUGUGUGCUAUUGUUGUGCUGUGGUGUGAGUCUUGUGUCAGUGUGUGCUGUUGUUGCCUGUUGUUGACUUGACCCAUAUGCAUGAAAAGGCUGGUUGGUUUUUGUCUAUUCAUAAAAUAUUUAAUUCAUCUCUCGGUUGUGAAACUGAAAAAGUUGAUUAUUCUCAUCAUAAAGAUAAUAAUAUAUUUGUUUGUUAAUUCAUCUUUCUACUCAAAAAGAGAUUAAUCAGUUUAUCCAUAAAUUUAUCAGUUUGUAUUUUUAAAAAGUUAAUGAGUGCAUCUAUGAACUCCUCAAUGUAUUCACGAAAAAGUUGACCCAGAUUAGUGUCAUUGUGUUGUUAUUACUUUCUAUUUACAUAUCCAUCCAUCCUUAAAAUGACCUGAAAUAGUGCCAUCUGGUUAUAAUCUGAGGCUCCUCUCACACAACACCACCUCUGUCUGCCACUGGUCACCUCCCAUAGUUUGCUGUGGAGCGUUUCAUGUGAGGUCACUGUGGUGGCGUUUGGUUACAUUUUGCUUGCAAUUACCCAAACCUUUCACAUCUUGGUAAUUUGUGGCAUAGUCUUGAAUGAGGAUUACUGCCACUAUCCAUCCAUCCAUUAUAAAGUUGGCUUGGUACAGUAGCAUGCUUUAUCAUCAUUGCUGCUGUCCUCUCAUCCAUUUAUCCUUAAAAUACUGAAUUAAUGCUACCUGAUCCCUUUACUCAUAGAUAGAUAGAUACUCACUCAGUGCUCUCUUUUCACCAUGCUUUCAUGCCUCAUACAUCAUUCUCUCCUCUCAUACACUUAGCCAGUUCAUCAUUCCAGGGAUAAAGAUAUACAGGAGAUGUGUGUGUGUGUCUUUACUGAGUUGUAGUAUACAGGCCAUUAACUACACUUGUAUAGUUCUGUCUGUAUAUUUUUUUUCUUCUUUUUUUAUCCUUCAUUUAAUUUACACUUCUUGCCUGUCAACUUUUUUUUUUCUUUUCUUUCUUCUCUCUCUAGUAAUUUCUUUUAUUCAGUUCACAUACAUUCCUUGCUUCUGUUACUUAUUAUGAUCCUGUCUUCUUAUGCUUACCCAGUCUUUCAUGUGGUUCUUUUCAUUCAUUGCCUAUAUUAUUUCUUAUUGUCCUAUCUCCUUAUGUUUACCCAGUUGUUCCUUCAGUUGAUGUACAUUCCUUGCCUGUAUCAUGUCUUAUGGUUGUAUCUCAUGUUUACCUAGUCUUUCCUUCAGCUGAUGUACAUUCCUUGCUUUAUCACUACUACUUGUCUAUUACAUGAGCAUAUUAAGUUGGGAGAAGCUGUACUUUUUUGUAUUGCUCUAAAUGUCUCCCUUUCCAUAAGUUUUCCUGCGUCUUGCAAAUGUCUGGUCACUGUGGACUUAAUCUUACUUAUUUAGGGAAGAGUAUUGGUGUUUUAUUGAAAGAUUUGAGUGAUUGGUGAUUCUGAAUUUGAUUUCUUUUACUUAUUGAGGGUAAAUUGUUGGUGCUUUGCUGAGAUAUUUAAGGUGAUUGGUGAAUCUGAACUUAUGUUUUACUUAUUGAUAGAAAGUAUUAGAGUUUUGUUGAGAGUGAAGGUGAUUGGUCCUUAGAAAAUUAAGAAACAUUAUUUGCAAGAAAAGCAGUCCUGGUGUUUUAUUUGUAAGAAAAAUACAUUUGAAGUUAUUUUUGUCUUCAAGUUUAUUUGGAAAAAAAAUAGUAGCUGUGUUUUAUUAGUUUGAAAAAUUACUUACUGUUCAUUCUGUCCUAACUUAAAAAGCAUGAAAUAUCUAGGAAGGAAAAUGACAAUAUUUUUUUUAAAACUUGAAGAAAAAUGCUUCUUUAACUAUAUUCUUCUGAGAUCAACGCACAAGACAAGGUCAGACUCAGUGAUCUGACCUGACCUGACUUGCCCAGUGUGGCUGUGUUGAGUUGGCGGUGUGCUGGCAUCAGUGACACGACCCCUCAUUGUUAUGCUUGACACGCACUGAAGUGUGACCCACCUGUGUGAUUUAUUUGAUUGUGAGUGAUGGCAGUAAUCAAUUCAUCAACUCCUGUGAAUGAUGAUCUUUUGUCAAAUAUAUUUUUCUGGUAAA